Molecule: messenger RNA, 501 nt
Organism: Ichthyophthirius multifiliis
Lineage: Eukaryota; Ciliophora; Oligohymenophorea; Hymenostomatida
Exons: 4
Biological process (GO): SCF-dependent proteasomal ubiquitin-dependent protein catabolic process
Cellular component (GO): nucleus; cytoplasm
Molecular function (GO): cullin family protein binding
Source: RefSeq, a predicted model, not a curated record
AUGGAUUAAAUUUCUAAUAAAGUAAAAUUAGUUUCAUAAGAUAAUGUUGUUAUAGAAGUUGAUGAGGAAGUCGCAAAAAAAUCAUAAGUAAUAAAGCAUAUGAUUGAAGAUACUGGUACUGAAGAAGCAAUUCCUAUCCCAAAUGUAAAAGAAAGUAUUUUAAGAAAAAUAUUGGAGUAUUGUGAUAAACAUAGAAACGAUAAUCCUCCUGAAAUCGAAAAGCCUUUAACCACAAAUAAUUUAAGUGAAGUCGUAGAUCCAUAUGAUGCUAAAUUUAUUGAUAUGGAAAAUCUCGAAUAAUUAUUUGAGAUUAUUUUAGCUGCAAAUUAUCUUGAUAUAAAAUCUCUUUUAGAUUUGGCAUGUGCAAAAGUAGCUACUUUAAUCAAAAAUAAAACACCUGAAGAAAUAAGAAAAACAUUUAAUAUUCCUAAUGACUUUACACCAGAAGAAGAAGCUUAAAUUAGGGAAGAAAACAAAUGGGCUGAAGAAGCUACUUCUUGA